Molecule: messenger RNA, 1525 nt
Organism: Carica papaya (papaya)
Lineage: Eukaryota; Viridiplantae; Streptophyta; Magnoliopsida; Brassicales; Caricaceae
Source: RefSeq, a predicted model, not a curated record
GCACGCAAGCUUCUCUUCUGGGUUCUCUCGGCAAAUAAAGAAAUGAGAGGAGUUCAAUAAGCUAAGUAUUUUUAAUAAAAAUAAGGCAAAGAAGAAGAAGAUGAUGACACUGUCAGCUGCUGCUGCUUCUAGUUUUACAGUUUCGCCAUCAAUAAAAAAUACCCUUCAGUUUUUGCCUCCCAAAAGAGCUUCUUUAGAUUUACCUUUAACGAAGCAAUUUUCAAGGAGUUCCAGAAUCUUCUCUCCUUUGCGUGUAGCGGCUCCUCCAUCGCCACCCACAUCAGAUCAAGAGCAGGUUAACCAAGAUUCCGUGGAAGCCGAAGAGAAUAAAAAGGUUGGUGAAGAAGUGGGUGAAGAGAGUGAAGGUUCAAAGUUUUGUUGGAGGGAUCAUUGGUACCCGGUUUCUUUGGUGGAGGAUUUGGACCCGCGCUUGCCCACCCCUUUUCAGCUUCUCGGUCGAGACUUGGUUCUUUGGUUCGAUAAGGGAAGUCGGCAAUGGGUUGCUUUCGAUGACAAGUGCCCUCACAGGCUUGCUCCUUUAUCAGAAGGGAGGAUUGAUGAAAAUGGACACUUGCAAUGCUCUUAUCAUGGAUGGUCUUUUGAUGGGUGCGGAUCUUGCACUCGGAUACCUCAAGCUUCUAAUGAAGGUCCUGAAGCUCGUGCAGUUCGGUCCCCUAGAGCAUGUGCUACUAGGUUUCCAACAAUGGUCUCCCAAGGGCUGCUUUUUGUCUGGCCUGAUGAAAAUGGAUGGGAAAGAGCUAAUGCGACCAAGCCUCCCAUGUUGCCUGAUGACUUUGAUAAACCAGAGUUCUCGACUGUGACAAUUCAACGCGAUCUGUUUUAUGGCUAUGAUAUUCUUAUGGAGAAUGUCUCAGAUCCUUCCCAUAUUGAUUUUGCGCAUCACAAGGUUACAGGAAGGAGAGAUAGAGCCAAACCUUUGCCAUUUAAAUUGGAGUCUAGUGGUCCGUGGGGUUAUGCUGGUUCAAAUGAUGGUAAUCCGCGGAUAAGUGCCAAGUUUGUUGCACCUUGCUAUGCUAUGAAUAAAAUAGAGGUAGACACAAAGCUUCCGAUUGUUGGUGAACAAAAAUGGACAAUAUGGAUAUGCUCAUUCAAUGUACCAAUGGCACCUGGGAAGACUCGUUCAAUUGUUUGCAGCGCUCGAAAUUUUUUCCAGUUCAGUAUGCCAGGGCCUGCUUGGUGGCAGUUGGUCCCUAGAUGGUACGAACACUGGACAUCAAAUAAAGUAUACGAUGGGGAUAUGAUUGUUCUACAGGGUCAAGAGAAGAUCUUUCUCUCAAAAUCAAUGGAGAGUGCUGAUGAUAUUAACAAGCAGUACACAAAACUCACAUUUACACCCACACAAGCGGAUCGUUUCGUCUUGGCAUUUCGAAAUUGGCUGCGGCGACAUGGCAACAGCCAGCCAGACUGGUUUGGCAAUACCAACAUGCAACCUCUGCCAUCAACAGUUUUAUCAAAACGCCAGGUACUUAUCCCGGGAACCUCCUGCUAGCACACUGUCAUGACU